GUUGAAAAUCUCUCUCGCGAGUGCAAAGCACUUGGCAAAAAACCCGUACGAAAGCCCGUGCAUGUCCAGCAGCGUAGCAGCAGCAGCAGAACCGUACCAGUGGUGGAGUUGGAUUGUUGCAGAGAGUCGACCCCGUCAGACAGACAACCUCCAAUAAGCAAAAGUCGUGUAGUCAUCAGCAAAAGUGAAAAUUUUCAAUCAUUCCGCUCGCAUUGUUGGUCCCUUUUGUCGUGUACAGUUUUCGUUUCGUGCUUAGUAACGGUUUGGUCACAUUUUGGAGGAACAAGUGCUUGGCGAUUUUCGGGAAUAGGAUUUUUCCCCCGGGCUCGGGAGUGCCAAUUAUUUUGUCGGACGGAAGGUGCAGCAGCCAACCACUUCGACAGUGGGAGGAUUGCGUGUUGAGGAAAAGUUUCGCUUUGUGGGCCAUAAAUUGAGAGGAGAGUGGUUGGGGAUAAAGUGCAGAAGAAAAAGCUGUAAGUAAAGUGCAUGUUGUUGCGAGAAAGAAGAAAAUGGGAAGCAAAAUUUGCAAUUUAUUUCAGUGACAAGUUUGGCUAAUGGUUUGUGAUGUGGUUCUGGUGGAGGUAAAGUGAUAUAAAUUUUGAAAGAUUCAGGCGGCCCGAAGCAGGAUAGUGCCAAAUAAAAAAAAGGAUUGCAAUCCUCAGGAAAAACCCGUGAAAAGAUAUUUUUUACCGCGAAUGUGUAGUGCUUCGUGUUUUCCAUGUUGUGUAUCUGUGCGUGGUUUGUUUUGCAAUCGUAUUGAGCUUUUUUCGUAUCCAACAACCUAACUUCCACAUCAGCUGCUUCAUUUGGAACACCACCGUUUAGCAAGAAAGAGAAAAAACGAAAAACAACAAACGCAACCCCGAACAGAAGAAACUAUUGGCAGCGUUGGCAACAGCAGCACCACCACCAACAACAACAAACGCGCGGGUGAAGGUAAAGAAGACUUUGGUUGGGCCAGAAGACGAACCAAAGUUUCUCUUCAUUAAAACCCAAUUUUCUGCUGGUUUUGGUGUAUGUGAAUGUCGAAAUAUGACGUGUGCAGCUUUUUGACACAGGAAACAACAUCGCAUCACUUUGAAGAGACUGCAAAUAGUCCCCUCAUAACGCAACAAAAACAACCACAAAAGGACUCAUCACAACUAUCAUUGUCGUUUUUGUUAUUAUCGUCUCCAUAAUCGGAGUCUCACCAACCACGCGACAUCGACACAAAAAAAAACAUUCAAACACCCACCCACCCACUCUGGGAAACAGACAAAAAUCUCACCGUGUCGUUUAAAUGUCGAUUAAGAUAAAAACCGCACAGUCGAAGAAGUAGAAAACAGAAAACUAGGCAACAACAAACAACCCAGAGCUUGGAAUCUGUUAUCCGGACGAACGCCACGAAGAAAGUUUUAUGUUUGCUUUGGCAGUACUGGAAACUGAAAGUAUUCGCAAACUCUGCCUCAUCCCGCCUCGACAUCCACACCGUCCGGGACCCACCUUGCCACGCGACGAGUUUGCUCUCAUCGCAUAAUUUUUGUUUGGCAGCAAGUCGCGCAGCAUCUGGAUAUGUACUACUACUAAAUAGCCGCUAUUAUGUGUAUGAGAAAGGCACAAAAACGUGCGUGAACAAACAGCCGGAGCGGAAGCAAAACAUCAACAGCAUCAACAGAGCCAGCAGCAAGAAAGCUUAUUGUUUGAACGAACACACACACCGAAGCACUCGUCUACCACUAUUUUACUUAUCACACUCGAUAGCGAGGCGUUGUCGUCGGGUUUUUCUUUGUAUUAUCGCGGUAUUAUUUAUUCCGUAGGUUUAUUUUGUUUUUUUCUUGUGUAUACACAAAACACAUGCAUUACUAUACUGCUUACUGUAGAUUUUAACUGCCACCGGUGCUUAGCUGCGUUUUUGUAAGCCAGCGUUAAAAAGUAUUAUUUUACAUUUUUCUUUAUUUACAACCCAGAGAAAUGUUCUAUUUAUUUUUAUUUAUUUAAGUUUCAAAAGCAGAACUAUUAAUGGAUUAUGUCCCAUCACGAUACUAAUUUAGUACCUAUAUUGUGGGAAUUUCAUCAAAAGCAAGCGAUCUGUGUUACUACAUUCCCCACCUAUUAGACCAUAAAGCUAGAAAUCCUUACACUUUGUGCGUGUGUGUGUAUGUCCACUGUCCGUCGUCCUUUAUCCACGGGAUCGGUACCAUCCCUUCAUCACCUCAUUUAAUGCUACACGGAAUACGUGUGCGAUCGCGACCCCGUCCGCUUGAGUGAUUUCUCACGGCUCCCCCGCGAACCUGCCAGAUAGUAAGCUAGAUAGUAUGACCUUGACGGUGUCGGAAUCGGACGGCAAUAAUCUGCGCACUAACCACAACCACCAUCACCAACCGACGGAUAUGACCGAAUCUCUACCAAGUUCUGAACUCUCCCUGCUAGCAAAACUGGAGGCCGCAAACAAGCUGAUCGAGAGUGACUCCAAGAGUCUCAACUCUCUGCAGAGCUCCGCCCACAGCCGUAAAAGCUCCGACACGAGUCAGAUUUCGCUCAACUCUGGUGCCUCCUCCGUCGGGGAGGAGGACAUCUGGUCGACAUGGGCUAGCAUCGUGGCCGAUUGGGAGGCCGGCCAGAAGCGGAAAACUCCAACGGUAAGGGAUCUGGUCCGAAAGGGCAUUCCGCACCACUUUCGGGCCAUCGUGUGGCAGUUGCUGUGCGGAGCGUCGGAAGCCGACAAGAAGCAGUACGCCGAGUAUAUCAAGGCGACCAGUGCUUGCGAGAAGGUGAUCCGAAGGGAUAUUGCCCGGACCUAUCCGGAGCAUGAUUUCUUCAAGGAGAAAGAUGGUCUCGGUCAGGAGGCGCUGUUUAACGUGAUGAAGGCGUACUCGCUGCACGAUCGGGAGGUAGGCUACUGCCAAGGUUCGGGUUUCAUCGUGGGAUUGCUGCUGAUGCAGAUGCCCGAGGAGGAUGCCUUCUCCGUGCUGGUCCAAAUAAUGCAACAAUAUCGCAUGCGAGACAUGUUUAAACCCUCGAUGGCAGAGCUGGGUCUCUGCAUGUACCAGCUGGAAAGUAUCGUCCAAGAGCAGAUUCCCGAGCUUCACAUGCACUUCCAGUCACAGAGUUUCCAAACUUCAAUGUACGCUUCCAGCUGGUUCCUAACGCUGUAUACGACCGCUUUGAACCUCACUCUCAGCUGUCGGAUAAUGGAUGUGUUCCUGUCCGAGGGGAUGGAGUUCAUUUUCAAAGUGGCAAUCGCCCUGCUGCUGAUCGGAAAGGACACACUUCUGUCCUUGGACAUGGAAGCGAUGUUGAAGUACUUCCAAAAGGAGCUUCCGCAGAAGGUUGAAAACGACAGCGAUGGUCUGUUCAAUCUAGCAUUCCAGGUGAAAAUCAACACCAAAAAGAUGAAGAAAAUGGAAAAAGAAUAUGCCGAUCUGCGGAAGAAGGAACAGGAGGAGAUGGUCGAACUGAGGCGAUUACGAAGCGAAAACCGGCUGCUGAAAAAGCGCAACGAGCUGCUGGAAGCGGAGAGUGCAGAGCUGGCCGACCGGUUGGUGCGCGGUCAGGUGUCACGUGCCGAAGAGGAGGAAACCAGCUACGCCAUACAGUCGGAACUGCUGGCAUUGCGGCGAGUACACCUCGAGGUUUCACACCAGUUAGAGAACGCAAACGAGGAAGUGCGAGCGCUUAGCCUGCGGCUUCAGGAAAAUAACAACUCCCGCCAAAAUUCUUUCGACGAGCUGAUCAUGAAGGAGGAGGCUCUGAAGCAGCGUGACGAAAUGGUAUCUUGCCUGCUAGAGGAACUGGUUAAGGUGCGCCAGAGUCUAGCCGAAAGCGAAGAUGUGAUACGAAACCUAAAGACUAAGAUCCAGGAAUUGGAGGAGGAUAAGAAACGCCUUCGGGAGACGACUAUCGAUAACUCGGUAGCUCAUCUGCAGGACGAACUGAUAGCGAGUAAGUUACGGGAAGCGGAGGCCAGCCUAUCGCUGAAGGAUCUCAAACAGCGCGUUCAGGAGCUAAGUACCCAGUGGCAGCGCCAGCUGUCCGAGCAGCGCAAUGAAGCCGCCCAGAGCAGUGAGUCAGGGGCUAAGAAACUGCUGUUCUGGGAAUCAUCUCGUACCCAGGAUAUGCAGAAACUCGAGGAGGACCUAAUGACCACUCGAAUACGGGAAAUGGAGACGUUAACGGAGCUGAAGGAACUUCGGUUGAAGGUUAUGGAACUGGAGACGCAGGUGCAGGUUUCGACGAAUCAACUUCGCCGACAGGACGAGGAAUCGAAGAAGGUGAAGGAAGAACUGGAAGAGGCGCUAGUCCGCGAGAGGGAACUAUCGAACAAGGCUCGCGAGCAACAGCAUCGGUACUCGGAUCUGGAAUCUCGCAUGAAGGAUGAGCUGAUGAAUGUUAAGAUUAAGUUCACCGAGCAAAGCCAAACGGUGGCAGAGUUGAAACAGGAGAUUUCCCGACUGGAAACCAAGAAUUCGGAAAUGUUAGCCGAGGGUGAGCUUCGUUCUAACCUGGACGAAUCGGACCGCGUUCGGGAUCUACAGGACAAGGUCGCCGAGCUGAAGGCGGAGCUGACAGCGCUUAAGUGUCGUGGUACUCCGCUGAACCUGCGCAUGAUCAAGAGCACCUCGAUCCAGUCGAUCGAUUCCACCAACGAGAUUGACUUCAGCGAGAUGCAACUCUCGCGAAAGGAUAUUAUCAGUGUGACGGGCAUCGGUGGUGGUGGUAUGUCUAGUACCGGCACCCCUACCUUCGUCUCGUCGCCUUCCCCGUCGUCGUCAUCAUCGUCGUGAAAUUUAGUGUUUAUGGUAGCAGCAGCAGUACUAGUGAGUGCUAAUUAGUAGAAUUGUUAGGCAGUAGUGAAAUGCACUCACAUACACAUACGCACAUAUACACACACACACACACUCAACCAUGCAGACAAUUGGAAACUCAUACACACACCACUUUCUCUGUCACAUUUAUUCGAGUGGAGAAAGAACCGUAGAUUUGAAGGCAAAAAGUACUAGUUUUUAUUAAUAAUAGCGGUAACAUUACUACUUAGGUUGUACCGAACGAGAGGUAAACGAGCAGAGAAGCAGGGAGGAAUCUUACAGAGUACGACUGAUUAACCUACGAGACGCUGUUCUUAUGAUUUGUGUUUUCUGCUUGCUUAUUUUUAAUUUAGGAAAGAUUUAUUUAAGUUGCUAAAUAUUGCAAUACCACUAAACUCUCCGACAGAGAAUAGGAAACAAGAAGCUCUAAGCGCAAUAGUGUGCAAGUCAAGCUGGCAGGCAGCCAACAUGCAAUUUAUAUGUUAUUAUUGCUAUUUGUGUUUAUUUUCUCGUAUUAGUUUAUUAUUCUUUUAUGUUCUGCGUGAAAAAAUGCAAAAAAGUGAGAGUUUAACUGUCAUAUAUUGUUUGUUGCACAAUGUGGAUCGAAAGUAUUUUCAGAGUCUUUACCCUAUAUGUAUACAUUAAUAAACACACAUUUAAGCGAAAAAAUGUCGAGAAAAAAGGAUAUUAAAGGCUUCAUUCUAAAUUAAGCUUUUCGUACUCACACAAUUACACAGCGCUGAGCUCAACUGUCUUGGGCCCAUAUUAUUGGCUCGAAUCAAAACUCGUCGAAAUGUCAAUUGACGAUAGGUUCACCCGGAGUGUUCAUUUGUGUUUACAUUUUGCUAGCGUUGCCAAUUUUAUUUUGUGUCCAGCACCCAAUGUGGCUACGCCACAUCGCUUUUGCGCGUGCUGUCCGACUUCGCUACCGCUCAGUCGGACUUAAACUAGGGAUAGCCCCUAUGUUUGAGUAAGCCGGGCAAACGAGUGGAUCACAGGUUCGCUUGCUUCCGAUGGCGGGUCGGUGGCCACCUCGCCUGGCGGAUCCUCAGCGGCUUUGCGCCGCUUCGGUUCCUAGGCCUCGGUUAUGCGGCUAGGCCGCAUCGAAAUGGUACCCCUUGAACAUUCUAACUUGAAUCGGUUGUGUCAGAGGAGCCGGAAUACGAAUUAGAACCAGCCAGCAUUUCGGCUGAGUUAAACUGGGAAGUUUAGUAAAAUUUAAUCUGGAAAUAAAAUUUUUUUGGCAACGCUCCAGCACUCCGUUGAUUUCACCACCUGGGCGCCAGGUUGACGAUAUGAAAUGAACUUUGUUUACUUUCGACAAGUUUUGAUUCGAGCCAACAACAUCCAGCCACUGUCUUAGGUUUUAGUAUAGUAAACUAUCUUUCACUCUUCGUUUUUCUCGACAAACGCAGGGUGGCACCAGCAUAACUUAUUUUUUACUGAAACCCGAAGCAUGAUUAAAUGAAAACAAUUCCACUAGUUGAAACAAAAGACGGUAUUAUAGGACAUUUUUCCGGCGUUUACGUCACCGCGCUUACUGAAUUCGGUUUCGAGUGGAGUAGUAGCAAUAAUUAAUCAAAAAUAUUAGUCGUUCAAAAUUUCGCAUCUGAAACAAUACCAGCAGCAGCAGCAGUUUAGUCUCUUUUGCUCGCCUGCGUAAAUCUCGUAGAAAUUUAUCGUGUGUUCUAACCGAAAAAUUAAAAAAAAAUAUUAAUCUGUACCUAGAUUAGUAGGCGUGAAUCGAACGAAUACUUGAACUGAUGUGUCAAAAAGAAACAAAAUAAUAAAACAAGAAAACAAAUGUCAGGCAAGAUGCUCUGUUUUAAGCUGUGAAAA
Topomyia yanbarensis is the source of this 6623-nucleotide messenger RNA. RefSeq names its product ecotropic viral integration site 5 ortholog (gene Evi5). The transcript is spliced from 10 exons. The coding region runs from base 2295 to 4763 and encodes 822 amino acids. NCBI's taxonomy places the organism in Eukaryota, Metazoa, Arthropoda, Insecta, Diptera, Culicidae. The record is from RefSeq and is a predicted model, not a curated record.